GUUCUCGUGGUGGGCUGUGGGAACUCGGAGCUCAGCGAGCAGAUGUACGACGUGGGCAUGUGCCAGGACAUCGUCAACAUCGACCUCAGUGCCGCCGCUGUGCACCAGAUGCGGGAGCGCAGCGCCAGCACCCGGCCCGGCAUGAGCUACCUGCUGAUGGACAUGCUCCACAUGGACUUCCCUGAUGCCCACUUCCAAGUGGUCCUGGACAAAGGCACGCUGGAUGCCCUGCUGAGUGAUGAGGAGGAGGCCACUUUAGCCAAGGCGGAGCAGAUGUUUGCUGAGAUCAGCCGGGUGCUGCAGGUGGGAGGGCGUUACCUCUGCGUCUCCUUGGCUCAAGCCCACGUGCUGAAGAAAGCUGUGGAAUAUUUCUCCCAGGAAGGGUGGGUGGUGCGUGUCCACCAGGUGGGCAGCAGUGGGGACAAGCAGCAGUUUGUGCUGCCUGUCUUUGUGUAUGUGAUGACAAAGUUCAGGAAGGUGCCUGGCUCGGCAGCAGGGAUCCUGGAGAUCUGCCCCGAGGAGCAGGACAGGCCGCUGCGGGUGGAGAGCGCGGAGCGGCUGCUGGCAGCGGUGAAGGACAGGCAGCACUAUGCCCUGCUCUGCAGCCAGAUCAGCAAAACCCCCUGCAGGGAGCAGGUUUCCUUGGAUCUGUGUGACAGAGAGAGUGGGAAGCCUCGCUACACGCUGCAUGUGGUGGACAGCCCCUCGGUGAAACCUUCCCGGGACAAUCACUUUGCCAUCUUCAUCAUCCCGCAGGGCAGGGAGACCGAGUGGCUCUUUGGGACGGAGGAGGGGCGGCGGCAGCUGGCGGCCAGCGCGGGCUUCGGGCGCCUGCUGACAGUGGCGCUGCACAGGGAGCAGCUCUACGAGGGCAUGGCCGCCAUCCAGGCUGAGCUCUCGGGGAAGGUGAUGGAGCUGGCCCCGCCGGGCCUCCCUGCCCGGCAGCAGGUGCCCUUCCUGUCCGUGGGAGGGGACAUCGGGGUGCGGGCGGUGCGGCACCGUGGCAGCAGCGCCCUGAGCGGGGACUUCGUGGUGGAGGACGUGAAGGGAGAUGGCAGCUGCUUCUUCCGCCGCCUCAUCUUCCUCCAGAACAGGAACGUGGUGCAGUCUGAGGCUCGGCUCUUGGCCCCCACACCUCUCCCAGGCCAGAAGAAGAGGAGGAAGGACAAGAAGAAACCCAGCCCCUCUGAGCCCCCUGGAGCCAUUGACAAGAGCUACCUGUGCUGUGAGCACCACAAGGCCAUGGUUGCGGGGCUCUGCCUGCUGGGGGGCCCCGACGCCCUCCCAGGAGAGCUGGCAGUGCUGGUGGUGGGGCUCGGUGGGGGCAGCCUGCCCCUCUUUGUCCAUGAUUACUUCUCUCAGGCCCGCGUGGCCGUGGUGGAGAUCGACCCCUCCAUGCUGGAAGUGGCCACGCGCUGGUUUGGGUUCUGCCAGGGCGAGCGCAUGCAAGUGCACGUCUGCGAUGGCCUGGACUACGUGGCCAAGCUGGCAGCUGAAGCACCAGCCCAGUAUGAUGCCAUCAUGUUUGAUGUGGACAGCAAAGACCUCACGGUGGGGAUGAGCUGCCCACCCCCAGCCUUUGUGGAGGAGCCCUUUCUGCAGAAAGUUAAAACCAUCCUCAAGCCAGAAGGAGUCUUCGUGCUCAACCUGGUGUGCCGAGAUUCCCGGCUGAAGGAGUCGGUGCUGGGUGCCCUCAGGGCCGUGUUCCCGUUGCUCUACGCUCGCCGCAUCCAGGGCGAGGUGAACGAGAUCCUGCUGUGCCAGGCAGGCCCCGUGGAACGGCGCAGCCCCACAGAGCUGGGGGCACGGGCACGGGCACUGGAGGGAGCCCUGCGCCAGCCCGGCCGGCCCUGGGACAGCUCCUAUGUGCUGGCAGACAUGCUGCAGGCCGUGCUCGUCCUCUGAGGGGGCUCUGCAGGCCAUGCUCGUCCUCUGAGGGGGUUCUGCUGCAGGCCAUGCUCAUCCUCUGAGGGGGCUCUGCAGGCCGUGCUCGUCCUCUGAGGGGGCUCUGCAGGCCAUGCUCAUCCUCUGAGGGGGCUCUGCAGGCCAUGCUCGUCCUCUGAGGGGGCUCUGCUGCAGGCCAUGCUCGUCCUCUGAAGGGGCUCUGCUGCUGCAGGCCGUGCUCAUCAUCUGAGGGGGCUCUGCAGGCUGUGUCGUCCUCUGAGGGGACUCUGCUGCUGCAGGCCGUGCUCAUCCUCUGAGGGAACUCUGCUGCAGGCCGUGUUCAUUCUCUGAGGGGGCUCUGCAGGCCGUGCUCAUCUCUGAGGGGGCUCUGCAGGCCGUGCUCAUCCUCUGAGGGAGCUCUGCAGGCCAUGCUCAUCCUCUGAGGGGGCUCUGCAGGCCGUGCUCAUCCUCUGAGGGGGCUCUGCAGGCUGUGUUGUCCUCUGAGGGGGCUCUGCAGGCUGUGGGUUUCAGUCUGUCCUUGUUGUUUUCGCUCCUUGCUCUUCAGCACAGCUCCUGUUGUUCUGAGGGUGCCUCUCCCUGCAUCUCCAGCGUUCCUGGUGUCUCUGCAGAGCCCCAGGCCUGCUCCAAGGCUGCUUGUGGGUGUGUGUGAGUGGGCUGCAAGCUGUGAGAAUAAAGUGCUGAGGGGUGCUCUGA
Molecule: messenger RNA, 2598 nt
Organism: Zonotrichia albicollis (white-throated sparrow)
Lineage: Eukaryota; Metazoa; Chordata; Aves; Passeriformes; Passerellidae
Source: RefSeq, a predicted model, not a curated record